Molecule: messenger RNA, 2749 nt
Organism: Effrenium voratum
Lineage: Eukaryota; Dinophyceae; Suessiales; Symbiodiniaceae
Source: the annotation of a GenBank genome assembly
UGGCUUAAGCAUCAUGUUUGCGAUCGUUGUACCAAGCGCCCUUCGCUGGCUCUUGAUCCACAGACUGGGCAGGGCACCGGUGCGGGCACGGCUGCGACAGAGGACAAAUGCGAAGAUUCGAUGAAAGUCGACCAGAGCACAACGUUAGCAAAGGCAAGGGCAGCGGCAAAAGCGACUGCCACGAUGGGUAUGACUGCCAGCGGCACAACUGCAUGUUUUACCACCCUUGGGGACGAGCUAUUGACGCAGCCACUGUCCCGACACCUCAGCCCUCUGCGAGUGCAGCAGCAAGAGGGACGUCCAGGAGGCGUGCUGGAUCAAUGCCAAGAUUUGACAGCGAGUCUGGCCCGGGCAAAGGCAAAGGUGGAGGAAAGAGUGAAUGCAGAGAUGGGUAUGAGUGCCAACGGCACACUUGCUGGUUUUAUCAUCCUGUGGGCAGAGCAGUUGACGUAGCUUCACCACAGGUGAGUGCUGCAGCAAGGGGGACAUCCACAAGACGUGCAGGAUCAAACGUCAGAUUUGACAAUGAGUCUGGCCCAAACAAAGGCAAGGGCGGAGGCAAAAGUGAAUGUCGAGAUGGGUAUGAGUGCCAACGGCACGCUUGCUGGUUUUAUCAUCCUGUGGGCAGAGCAGUUGACGUAGCUUCACCACAGGUGAGUGCUGCAGCAAGAGGGACAUCCACAAGACGUGCAGGAUCAAUGGUCAGAUUUGACAAUGAGUCUGGCCCAAACAAAGGCAAGGGCGGAGGCAAAAGUGAAUGUCGAGAUGGGUAUGAGUGCCAACGCCACAACUGCACAUUUGUCCAUCCUGUCGGACGGGCGAUUGAUACAGCAUCUCAGCCCUCAGCGAGUGCAGCAGCAAGAGGGACGUCCAGGAGGCGUUCUGGAUCAAUGGACAGAUUCGACAGCGAGUCUGGCCCGGGCAAAGGCAAAGGUGGAGGAAAGAGUGAAUGCAGAGAUGGGUAUGAGUGCCAACGGCACACUUGCUGGUUUUAUCAUCCUGUGGGCAGAGCAGUUGACGUAGCUUCACCACAGGUGAGUGCUGCAGCAAGGGGGACAUCCACAAGACGUGCAGGAUCAAUGGUCAGAUUUGACAAUGGGUCUGGCCCAAACAAAGGCAAGGGCGGAGGCAAAAGUGAAUGUCGAGAUGGGUAUGAGUGCCAACGCCACAACUGCACAUUUGUCCAUCCUGUCGGACGGGCGAUUGAUACAGCAUCUCAGCCCUCAGCGAGUGCAGCAGCAAGAGGGACGUCCAGGAGGCGUGCUGGAUCAAUGGACAGAUUUGAUGAGAACGAGUCUCCUCCACCGACCGGCAUUGCUGCGCGUGUCAAUCACACAGGCCAGGCAGGAUUUCCGCCGAGGAGUCGAGUUGUGGCUUCUUUGGACUUGAGUCAAGAGUGUCGUCAACAACUGCUUGAUGGCAUGAUGUAUCACCUGGCAUUCUUCCUGCAAAGGUUUGAAGUCACCGGCCGAGUGGUCGGUGCCAAGCUGGAGCUGGUGAGCUAUCGAGGUGAUCCAGAUGUCCACGUCUUGACAGAUGAACUCCAGCUGGAGAUUGCGCGCUUGUCUUCACUUCGCGUGGAGCUGAAUGACAGUGUGCCCUUCGCGCAGUCCUUGGCGGGUCGCCUUAUCGGCGCCCAAGGCGCUGUCAUCCGAAUGCUCAGCCGCGACCUGGGUGUGCAGAUCGAAGUGGAGAACUCCCCGGGCCGCUCCUUGGACGGGGAGGCCAAGGCCUGGAUUACCGGAGCGCCGGAGGCCAUGGAAUCCGCCAGGCUGCUGCUGGAAAACCACCUGAUCUCCUUCAGCAGCACGCCGCCCUCAUUUGCAGAGGCCGAGAAGCAACUGGCAGCCGAGAGCCGCGAGUCGGUGCACAUCUUCGUGGACAACAGCAACAUCGCCAUCGGCUGCCAACUGCUGCCCACCGGCGUCCGGGACUUCUCGCAGCGACUCAACAUCCAAAAGUUUACCUCGGCGGUGGCCGGCUUUAGGAGGCAAUGCCGCAAGGUGGUGGUGGGAUCCAAGCCACCGGCGAAUCACCGCAUCUGGGAAGUCUGGCGUCGGUAUGGGUACCAGGUCCUUACGGAGUUCAGGGACCCGGAGACCAAUCGCGAGCAGUUCGUGGACAGCCGCAUGGUGGCGGAGGCACUGAUGCACGUGCUGCAGCCAUUGGGCGGCGGCGCCAAUGUGCUGGUGCUGGCCACUGGGGAUGGGAAUCUGGAGAACCAGGAGCCCGGCACUGCAGGGGCCAACUUUCAGAACUUGGUGAACACCAUCUCCAGUGGCCGCGCUGGGCCUUGGACGGUGGAGGUCUGGUGCUGGCGCGCCUCCUGCCAUGCGGUGUACAAGCGCAUGGCGCAGCAAAAUCGCAUCCGCCUUUGCUACCUGGACGGCCUGCGGAAGUACGUUACCAUGACUUCUCGGCAAGCCGUGUUUGCUGGUGCGACGGCGGCAGCCGCGGUCGUUGAAGAGGAGGAGGCAGACGUGUGUGUCCAGUGCUUGACGGCGGAGCCCACCCACUGCUUCCUUCCCUGUCGUCACCAGAUUCUUUGCGGCAGCUGCGCCCAGCAGACGCUCCCUCAUCGGGACCGGCCACCCUUGGGCAGUUGCUUUGUGUGCCGCGUGCCGUGGCAAGACAUCGUGGAGGUUCGGUGAAAGCCUGGACCUUCGACCCUGCGCUCCUGCAAAACCUUGUCUUCUGAGGCCGACUUCAGCGCUUUGCUGAUGACUUCCUGGCGCCGGCGUCGCUGUGC